Strigops habroptila (Kakapo) is the source of this 2952-nucleotide messenger RNA. RefSeq names its product charged multivesicular body protein 2A (gene CHMP2A). Bases 1459 to 2121 code for a protein of 220 amino acids. Lineage: Eukaryota; Metazoa; Chordata; Aves; Psittaciformes; Psittacidae. The record is from RefSeq and is a predicted model, not a curated record. Gene Ontology annotation, cellular component: multivesicular body; ESCRT III complex. The transcript has 6 exons. Gene Ontology annotation, biological process: protein transport; late endosome to vacuole transport; endosome transport via multivesicular body sorting pathway.
UAUGGGUCCCAGUAUGCCCAGUUCCCUUUUCUAUGGGUCCCAGUAUGCCCAGUUCCCUUUUCUAUGGGUCCCAGUAUGCCCAGUUGCCUUCCAUAAGGAUCCCAGUAUGCCCAGUUUCCUGCCCCAGAGGUCCCAGUAUGCCCAGUUCCCUUCACUAUGAGUCCUAAUAUGCCCAGUUCCCUGCCCCAGAGGUCCCAGUAUGCCCAGUUGCCUUCUCUGUGGGUCCUAAUAUGCCCAGUUCCCUGCCCCAGAGGUCCCAGUAUGCCCAGUUCCCUUCUCUAUGGGUCCCAGUAUGCCCAGUUGCCUUCCAUAAGGGUCCCAGUAUGCCCAGUUCCCUGCCCCAGAGGUCCCAGUUGCCUUCUUUGUGGGUCCUAAUAUGCCCAUUUCCCUGCCCCAGAGGUCCCAGUAUGCCCAGUUGCCUUCUCUGUGGGUCCCAGUAUGCCCAGUUCCCUGCCCCAGAGGUCCCAGUAUGCCCAGUUGCCUUCUCUGUGGGUCCUAAUAUGCCCAGUUCCCUUCUCUAUGGGUCCCACUAUGCCCAGUUCCCUUCCCUAUGGGUCCCACUAUGCCCAGUUCCCUUCUCUAUGGGUCCCAGUAUGCCCAGUUCCCUUCCCUAUGGGUCCCAGUAUGCCCAGUUCCCUUCUCUAUGGGUCCCAGUAUGCCCAGUUCCUUUCUCUAAGGGUCCCAGUAUGGCCAGAUCCCUUCUCUAAGGAUCCCAGUAUGCCCAGUUUCCUGCCCCAGAGCUCCCAGUCUGCCCAGUUCCCUUCUCUAGGGGUCCCAAUAUGCCCAGUUCCCUUCUCUGUGGGUCCCAGUAUGCCCAGUUCCCUUCCUUAUGGCUCCCAGUAUAGCCAGUUCCCAGUCCCAAUAUGCCCAGUUCCCUUCUCUAAGUGUCCCAGUAUGCCCAGUUGCCUGCCCCACAGCUCCCAGUAUGCCCAGCAUGCCCGAUUCCCUGUCUUAGGAACAGUAUGGCCAGUUCCCAAUCCCAGUAUGGCCAGCUCCUUUCCCUAGAGGUCCCAGUAUACCCAGUUCCCCUCCUCAGUGCUCCCAGUAUGCCCAGUUCUUGUCCUAAGGGCUCCCAGUAUGGCCAGUUCCCUUCUCUAUGGGUCCCACUAUGCCCAGUUCCCUGCCCCAGAGCUCCCAGUACAUCCAGGCUUCCCAGUAUUCCCAGUAUCAGCUCCCCGUUGCCCCCAAUACAUCCCAGUUCAUCCCAGUCCCCUCCAGCCUCUGUCCCAACACACCCGCGCCGCCAGGUGGCGCCCUCAUCGCGGCGCCGCUCUCCCAGUCCCUCAGUGACCCAAACAAGGAAGUGGCCGCUCUGGCUCGCUUCCUCUAUGGUUUACCCCCCCACCUCGGGGGAGGGCGGGGCGGUGCCGCUCCCCCGGUCACGUGACGGACGCCGUGUGACGUCACGCGGAAGUGCGCGGGAGGCACCGGGAGCGGCGGAAGGAUCGCGCGCGCCCCAUGGAGCUGCUGUUCGGGCGGCGCAAGACGCCGGAGGAGCUGCUGCGGCAGAACCAGCGCGCUCUGGCCCGGGCCACGCGGGACCUGGACCGGGAACGCGCCAAACUGGAGGCGCAGGAGAAGAAAAUCAUCCUGGACAUCAAGAAGAUGGCGAAGCAGGGCCAGAUGGACGCUGUGAAGAUCAUGGCCAAGGACCUGGUGCGGACGCGGCGCUACGUGAAGAAGUUCAUCAUGAUGAGAGCCAACGUCCAGGCCGUGGCCCUCAAGAUCCAGACCCUCAAGUCCAACAACUCCAUGGCCCAGGCCAUGAAGGGCGUCACCAAGGCCAUGGCCACCAUGAACCGGCAGCUGAAGCUGCCUCAGAUCCAGAAGAUCAUGAUGGACUUCGAGAAGCAGGCGGAGAUCAUGGACAUGAAGGAGGAGCUGAUGAACGACGCCAUCGACGACGCCAUGGGGGACGAGGAUGACGAGGAGGAGAGUGACGCCGUCGUGUCCCAAGUGCUGGAUGAGCUGGGGCUGAACCUGACCGACGAGCUGGCCACGCUGCCGCCGCCAGGGGGCGCUCUGGCGGGGGGGGAGGGGCGCGCGCCCGAGCCCGCGGCCGCUCUGGCCGACGCCGACGCUGACCUGGAGGAACGGCUCAAGAACCUGCGGCGGGACUGACCCCUGACCCCUGACCCCACCACGGGACCUGCGACAAACAUGGGACCUGUGACACCCCCCCCGAUCUGCGACCUCUGACCCCUGACCACGUGACCGGCGACAUGUGACCUUGACACAUGACCUGUGACCUCUGACCCCAACUCGUGACCUGCGACCUCUGACCCUUGACCAUGUGACCUCUGAGCACCUGAGCUCUGACCCUGACCACAUGACCUGUGACAUGUAAUCUCUGACCCCUGAUCACGUGACCUUUGACUGCUGACCCAACCCAUGACCUGCACCCUCUGACAUGUGACCUCUGACCUCAUGUGACCCCAACAUGUGACCUCUGACCGCUGACAUGUGACAUGUGACCUUCAACCUCUGACACGUGACCUGUGACCCUUGCUUCCUGACCUAUGACCUUCAACCACCAUCACCGCCACCCCCCUCCCCCAUGACCUCUGACCCCUGUCCUGGGACACAUGACCUUUGACCCCAGCGUGGACCCUGGUGAUGACCUUUGACCUCGGGUGGCCCCAAGUCACCUUUGACCCCACGUGACCCUCCCUCGGUUGGGGGGGCACCUGGGACACACUACGGGGGGAUCUGCCCCCCCACCCCGCCUAUUCACCCCCUAUUGGGCUAUUUACCCCCUUUGGGGGCUAUUUCUGCCCCCCCCUUGGUGUUAUUUACCCCCCCAUUGGGUUAUUUGCCCCCCCCGCCUCUCUUUGUCCCCCUCCUCUCACUAUUUGCCCCCUCUUGGGGUAUUUGCACUCCCCCCCCGGGCUAUUUACCCCCUUUGGGGGUCUCCCCCCCCCCCGGGGGGCAAAUAAAGGCCAGAGAUUGGUA